CGGCAGCGGCUGGAUUAGGGCAGGGCCGGGGCAGCGCGGCCGGAGCGAGGGCGGGGAGCCGGGGCCGGAGCGGGAGCCGGAGCCGGGGCUUGGAGACGCAGUCGCGGCCGGAGCGGGGCGCGCCGAGUGUCGGGAGACGAGCGGCGGCCCAGGUGUGUCCACAGAUUUUGAGCAUCUGAAGCGGACCUCUAACUUAAGCACUCCCUGCUGCUCCCUCACCCUUUGGAAAGAUGUCUGUCACUUACGAUGAUUCCGUUGGAGUCGAAGUGUCCAGCGACAGCUUCUGGGAGGUCGGGAACUACAAGCGGACCGUGCGGCGGAUCGACGACGGCCACCGCCUGUGCACAGACCUCAUGAACUGCCUGCACGAGCGGGCGCGCAUUGAGAAGGCGUACGCGCAGCAGCUCACCGAGUGGGCCCGGCGCUGGAGGCAGCUUGUGGACAAGGGGCCCCAGUACGGGACAGUGGAGAAGGCCUGGGUGGCCGUCAUGGCCGAGGCGGAGAAGGUUAGCGAGCUGCACCUGGAGGUGAAGGCCUCGCUGAUGAACGAGGACUUCGAGAAGAUCAAGAACUGGCAGAAGGACGCCUUCCACAAACAGAUGAUGGGCGGCUUCAAGGAGACCAAGGAGGCUGAGGACGGCUUUCGGAAGGCGCAGAAGCCCUGGGCCAAGAAACUGAAAGAGGUAGAAGCAGCAAAGAAGGCCUACCAUGCAGCAUGCAAGGAGGAGAAGCUGGCGAUAUCCCGCGAGAACAACAGCAGAGCCGACCCGUCCCUCAACCCUGAGCAGCUUAAGAAACUGCAAGACAGAGUAGAGAAGUGCAAGCAGGAUGUUCUUAAGAGCAAAGAGAAGUACGAGAAGUCCCUGAAGGAGCUGGGCCAGGGUACGCCGCAGUACAUGGAGAGCAUGGAGCAGGUGUUCGAGCAGUGCCAGCAGUUCGAGGAGAAGCGCCUGCGCUUCUUCCGGGAAGUCCUGCUGGAGGUGCAGAAGCACCUGGACCUGUCGAACAUGGCCAGCUACAAAAACGUUUACCGCGACCUGGAGCAGAGCAUCAAAGCCGCCGACGCAGUGGAGGACCUGAGGUGGUUCAGAGCCAACCAUGGGCCAGGCAUGUCCAUGAACUGGCCACAGUUUGAGGAGUGGUCUGUGGAUCUGAAUCGAACUCUCAGCCGGAAAGAGAAGAAGAAGAAUGCUGAUGGUGUGACCCUCAUGGGCAUCAACCAGACUGGUGACCAGGCUUCGCAGAACAAGCCCAGCAGUGACCUUAGUGUCCCGGGAAACCCCGAACGGUCAGCGCAGUCACUGUCCAGCUACAACCCCUUCGAGGAUGAGGACGACACGGGGAGCACCGUCAGUGAGAAGGAGGACAUUAAGGCCAAAAACGUGAGCAGCUACGAGAAGACCCAGAGCUACCCCACGGACUGGUCAGACGAUGAGUCUAACAACCCAUUCUCUUCCACGGAUGCCAACGGGGACUCUAAUCCCUUUGACGAGGACACCCCCUCGGGGACGGAAGUGCGGGUCCGGGCCCUUUAUGACUACGAAGGGCAGGAGCAUGACGAGUUGAGCUUCAAGGCCGGGGAUGAGCUGACCAAGAUAGAGGACGAAGAUGAGCAGGGCUGGUGCAAGGGGCGCUUGGACAGCGGACAGGUCGGCUUGUACCCCGCGAAUUACGUCGAGGCGAUCCAGUGACGGGCCAGUGGGCUGGCUGGCGGAGGGACGGAGCGGAGGCCCAGCAGCUCUGUUAGCCGUUGGCCCCAGGCAGCGGCCCCUCCAGCCAGCCGUGCGGGCAUCCACUCCUCUUCCUGCAGAAGAUGAUGGUUCCAUUGCUCUUGGUUUCAUGCUGUCUCUUGAAGGCAGACAAGCUGGUCAUUUCACCUGGAACUCGGCCCCCUUGCCACAGUGCAGAUGGAGAGAGCCAAUCGCAGGAAGCCGCAGGACAACAGGAAUCACCGCCGCCCACCCCCCACCCCCCCACGCUGUGUGUUGGCUUAUCAUGGAUCCGUGUAUUCUUGACCUUGUCUUUCCUCCUCUCCUCCACCUUGAUGGUAACGGUGGGCUCCACUAAUCCUUGCUCCACUGACUCCUUCCUCUGACAAGUCCCAUUGCCUGCUAAAACUUAAAUGAACAAACUUACAUGCCAUUUUCUGAGUGAACACUUUGAGGUUUUUAAUUUAAAGGCUGUGUACAGUUACUUUUUUAUAUUCCCAUUCUUGCAUUCAUUUAUACUUAAAUUAUGGCAUAGGUCUAUGUCCACCAGUAGUCUUGAGGCAGUAUCUCUGUUUCCAUGCUAUUCUGUUAAUCACCCGUGCCACUGCCUGGGGCAAGAGCCUGCAGCCUGAACAGACCAUGUCUGAGGCAAGAGAUUGCAGUGGAAAGAUGGGAACACAAGGUUGGGUUUCCAUGGUGAAUGCUCUACACAUUUGGGAUGUCCAAAUGUGAGUUUUGCAAAUAACCUUAUGUAGUCCUCUUUAAAGUCGCCAUAUUCAAAAUCUAUUUUCACUCUAUUUGUUCUUAAAACUUUGCUCUUGCAAAUUAACAAUUUUAUCAGUGAUUUUUGAAAGGCUAAAAUAGAAGACUAACUUUUCAAGUGAAUGCGUCUAGAGUUCAGAUGCUCUGUAUUAGACCGUCAUGUCUUGGUGUAUAUCUGUAUAUACUAUUUGAUAUUCAGAAAAUCUAAAGAGCUCGUCUACUGUGUUCAUGAGCUUUUGACAGUGGCUUCAAUUUGUAAACUGCUUGAAGACCAUUCGGACAUAGGCCUGGCUGGCCGGCUGGGCCCAGUGGAGCCUGCCGUAGGGAAGUCUGUCCUCACGGGCCAGCUGGGAGUCCAGCGCCCUCAGUCCAGCUGGCCUUGGUCCUCUCUGUAGCAGAACACUGUAUGAAACUCCCGCGUCUUUGCAAGCAGCUGCAGAUCUCACUGUCAUCUGUGUUCCUCGUGAGCAAACAAAAGCUGGGUCUCACCCCACAGCACAAGGGUCCCUUCUGAGCACCCUGCGCCAUCAGGGAGCAGACGGGCUGGGGCAGGAGCUGCCCUGUGACCGCAGGGCCGGCGAGGGAGGGAAAACCUCUGCUCCGUGUACCAGACACGGGCGAGACGGCUGCCGCAUCACAAGCUAUGCAUUUUACUCAGUGUUUCCGGUGAGCUUGAUGUCUUGCUUGGAAAGUGGAUGUGUGUCUGUCUGUCCUGAGGAUGUGUGUCUAUCUGUCCUGGAAACUUACCAGCAGAAUCCUCAUUCCUUUGCUACAGAUGUACCAAAAAUUGUCAAGUCUUUUCAGUUUAGGAGUUUCUUUAAACGUAUAGUAUUUUAGAAAAAAAAAUAAUCAAUAAACAGUUGAUCUGGUGA
Molecule: messenger RNA, 3343 nt
Organism: Cervus elaphus (red deer)
Lineage: Eukaryota; Metazoa; Chordata; Mammalia; Artiodactyla; Cervidae
Gene: PACSIN2
Product: protein kinase C and casein kinase substrate in neurons 2
Exons: 11
Coding region: 231-1691 (486 amino acids)
Biological process (GO): regulation of endocytosis; caveola assembly; plasma membrane tubulation
Cellular component (GO): endosome; plasma membrane; cytoplasm
Molecular function (GO): protein binding; phospholipid binding
Source: RefSeq, a predicted model, not a curated record